This is a messenger RNA of Arachis ipaensis, 420 nucleotides long. The record is from RefSeq and is a predicted model, not a curated record. Lineage: Eukaryota; Viridiplantae; Streptophyta; Magnoliopsida; Fabales; Fabaceae.
UUUUUGCAACAUUGUCAUUCAUUGUUGAGAUAUUUAUAUUCCUUUAUGUUGGGAUGGAUGCACUGGACAUAGAGAAGUGGCGAUUCAUAAGCCAAAGUCCUGGAAAAUCAGUUGGGAUCAGUUCAGUGCUUCUAGGACUUAUCCUAUUUGGAAGAGCAGCAUUUGUUUUCCCUCUCUCAUUCUUAUCCAAUUUGCUCCAGAAAUCCCCACAUGUGAAAAUUGACAUGAAGCAACAAGUCACAAUCUGGUGGUCUGGUCUCAUGCGAGGUGCUGUUUCUAUAGUACUUGCUUACAACCAGAUGAAGUAAUCAAACUUCAUGGCUAGCUUACAAAAUCCUCAUCUUAUAUUUAUAUCUUGCAUCAAACAUCCACUAAUCAUUACCAGUUAUAUAUAAAUCUCUUACAAUAAUCAUGACAAAU